Molecule: messenger RNA, 4234 nt
Organism: Pelobates fuscus (common spadefoot toad)
Lineage: Eukaryota; Metazoa; Chordata; Amphibia; Anura; Pelobatidae
Product: connector enhancer of kinase suppressor of ras 2-like
Exons: 25
Coding region: 145-3330 (1061 amino acids)
Biological process (GO): regulation of signal transduction
Cellular component (GO): membrane; cytoplasm
Molecular function (GO): protein binding
Source: RefSeq, a predicted model, not a curated record
GCUGGAGGGACAAAGCAUUAUCUUCUUGGCUUAAGACUGCAUUGUAAGAUCUAUUCAAUUCUUCCAUCCCAGCCAUGCUCUGAAAAAAAAAACCCGAAAAUAUUUCUCCUAUCAUUUGGGUGAUUUGCUAAAAGUGAUUUCCUGAUGGCUCUUGUAAUGGAACCUAUCAGCAAGUGGUGCCCGAAACAAGUGGUAGAUUGGAUGAAAGGACUGGAUGAUUGCCUGCAGCAGUACAUCAAAAACUUUGAGAGAGAAAAAAUUAAUGGAGAACAGCUUUUACACAUUACACAUCAGGAACUGGAAGAGUUGGGGAUCACCCGAAUAGGGCACCAGGAACUCAUUUUGGAAGCAGUGGAUCUGUUAUGUGCUUUGAAUUAUGGAUUGGAGACGGAAAACCUGCGGACUCUCUCUCACAAGCUUAAUGCCUCAGCCAAAAAUCUUCAGAAUUUUAUAACUGGGAGACGAAGAAGUGGACAUUACGAUGGGAGGGCCUCUAGGCGAUUGCCGAACGACUUUCUUACCUCAGUGGUGGAUCUGAUUGGUGCAGCCAAGAACCUACUAGCUUGGUUGGACAGGUCUCCUUUUGUCAGUGUGACAGAAUAUUCACUGCUGAAAAAUAACAUUGUCCAACUGUGCCUGGAACUAACCACUAUUGUGCAACAGGAUUGCACAGUGUAUGAAACGGAAAACAAAAUUCUUCAUGUGUGUAAAACCUUAUCUGGAAUUUGUGAUCACAUCAUUUCACUCUCAUCAGACUCCUUGGUAUCACAGUCUGCUCAUCUGGAGGUUGUGCACCUCACCAACAUCAUGCCAAGUGAAGGACUGGGAAUGUACAUCAAAUCUACUUAUGAUGGACUACACGUGAUCACGGGAACAACAGAAAAUUCUCCUGCCGACCAGUGCAAGAAGAUUCAUGCAGGCGAUGAGGUUAUUCAAGUCAACCAUCAAACUGUUGUUGGCUGGCAGCUGAAGAACCUGGUAAAUGCUUUACGAGAAGAUCCCAGUGGUGUAAUUCUAACGUUAAAGAAAAGACCUCAGAACACUCUGGCUUCUGCUCCGGCACUUCUCAAAAAUGUGCGGUGGAAACCUCUAGCACUGCAGCCUGUCAUUCCCACCAGUCCAACAAGUGGUAAUACAACUCCCACUGGUACGAUUGGAAUGUCGGGCAAGGUAGAUGGGUCUGGCCUUCACGAUGUCUUCAUUCUUUCUCCUGUCUCAGGAAUUUAUGGGCCAAGGGAUGAAAUUGGGAUUGUAUCAUGCGACGACAUUAACAAGUACGGAGUUGGGAAGUCGGGGAUGAAAGGUUCCGAAUCUCCCAGCUAUUUCUUAGAACACGAGAGUGGCAAAUAUUACACUUUAAUUGAAGGUGAGGGACAUCAAGUUGGCACAGAAUAUGAAAGAGGUAGAUCUACAGGGGUGCGGAGACGAGAAAAGACACCAACGCACGGUGAUCUAAGACCAGUUUCCAUGCCGACAGAAUACAGCUGGAUAGGGGAAUCCAAGGAACCAAAUAUGUAUAAGAGAGGGAGUAGAGGUGAAAAUUCUCUCUUGCGCUACCUGAGUGAUGAUAAAAUCCUUGUGAUACAAGAGGAGCCGGUAACGCAGAAGGACAACAAAAGAGAUACCGGUCGCAGGUCUAGGAAAAAAAGUAAAAAUCCAGGCAGUCCAAGUUAUCCCAUUAGCCCAUCAAUGUUAACCACCUCCGGGAGACUGGAUCCUGCUCAACAAGAUGCCUUGACAUUUUCAUUGGCCGAAAGCAACACAGUUCCACUAUACCAUAGAGCCGGAGAUACACUCGGGGGAGACUCUGAAAGGUACACAACUUCUGCUGUUGAGCGACAAGGAACCACUUCAAUGAGGAAGUCUUUCCAUUACGCAUCAUUGAGAGUAAAAACCAAAAAACGAUCGAAAGGAAGCUCACUUACGAGUGGAAGUAGGAGACGGAUUUCAUGCAAAGACCUGGGGCACGGCGACUGUGAAGGGUGGUUGUGGAAAAAGAAAGACGCCAAAGGUUAUUUCACGCAGAAAUGGAAAAAGUAUUGGUUCAUUUUAAAGGACUCCUCACUUUAUUGGUACACCAACCAAAAUGAUGAAAAGGCAGAGGGUUUCAUUAGUUUACCUGAAUUCAGGAUAGAUCGUGCUAUUGAGUGCAGAAGGAAACAUGCCUUCAAAGCUUGUCAUCCAAAAAUUAAGAGCUUCUUCUUUGCCACAGACUGUCUUGAAGAAAUGAAUAGGUGGAUGAAUCGUCUAGGCCUUGCUGCUAUUGGGUAUACACCAGACGAAAAGGAUAUCAGACCUAACGAAGAUUACUGGAGUGAAAGUGACCAGGAUGACAUUGAUGGUUCCAUGACGUUGAAACAGGAAGUUCCUUCAACAGUGAGUGACACCUAUCAACGCACAUCAUCUGUCAAUUCAUCGAGUCCGUUUCCUGAACAGAAGCAUGGGCGCCAUUUUUCCAGUGAAUCAACCUACUCCCAUUCUUCUGCAGAAGAUUCUAGGCAGGAUGCUACAGGAAGUACGCACUCAUCAGGGUGCAGGCCCACGUACAGGGAAAGACGUUCAUGGCAAGAUCUAAUUGAAACUCCUUUAACCAGCUCAGGACUUCACUUCCUGCAGACUGUUCCUCCCGAUCCAGAAUAUGUGGCUGGCCGACCUGGAAUGUCCCCAGAAAGAAGGAGACAAGCCACACUACCAGUCCAAAGACGCCAUAACCAUGAGAAAGAUGGACCUUUUCCUCUCGCAGAAUGUCCUCGGGGGCACACUUCACAUGCCAGGACACAGAAGCAACGAAGCCAAAGUUUGCCAAGGAACAGGGAUGUUAAAGGAAAAUGUCGUGGGAAGCCAGAUGGACUACUAGAAGAAAAAUCUGAAGAUGAGAUGCUUAAAAGAAAGCAUAGCAGUUCCAGUAAGGAAGAAAACAAGAAAGAAAACCGAUCGAGCACUGAUGGGCUGCAAGAAUUGUAUCGUACACUGGAACAAGCAAGUCUAUCGGCUCUUGGGGAGCAGCGGCCUUCAACCAAGCAGGAAUUCAGGAGGUCUUUCAUUAAGAGGUGCAACGACCCGGUUCUAAAUGAAAAGCUCCACCGCAUUAGAGUAUUAAAAAGCACUUUAAAAGCAAAAGAAGGGGAUCUUGCAGCCAUCGACACUCUUCUAGAUGACCCGAAUUUAACGUCAAAAAAGUUUAAAGAAUGGAAGCAAAAAAACUUUGAGUUUUUCAUGGACAUUUGUGAGUACAGCGGAACCUUGAAACCUCAGAAUGGUGCCUCGGAACUGGCAGCACCAGCUCCCAUGCUAUCACAUACCCAUUCGUUUAUUGAAACACAUGUCUGACACACAGUGGCACCAUGAACAAUGCAAUUGCUAGGUGCCAUGGGAAAGUCAAUCCAACGAAACACUGUAAUCUUUGUCAAUAAUGUUAUAUAUAUGGAUUGUAAAUACAUUGGAUAAGAGAAUUGAGCCACAGGAUGCCUAUGACAUUGCAUGAACAAGUCAGUAUUAUUAUGAUUUACAAAAUUAUUGUUGUUUUUCUUUUGUUCUAUGUAUCAAAAUCUGCAUUUCACAGAAAGAAAAAACAAAACAUUUCCUCGCUGAAAUAUUACAAAGACCCAAUGCUUCAAUUCAAGAAGCAUUCCACUGCUACACAAAUAGCAAACUAUUUUAUAUAUUUAGAAAUGCGUCUAUGUAUAUAAAAUCAAAAGACUUGCUUUUUACAAUCUUUGUUUUCUGCUAUUGUUUUUAUUCCUGUGAUUCUUUGCAAGCCAGCAGCUCGCAGAGAACUAUAGAAAUUUCGUACAAUUGCUGAAAGGUGCUGAUGGGCACAGUAGAAGUAGACAAUAGUUUAUUAAAACAAAAGAAAAAAUACAAAAUUAAGAUUUCAUUUUCUUUUCAUGCAUAUAUACUGUAGCAUAUAGGAUCCUAUUUCGUGACAUUAAUUAAUUUGUAAGAUUUUUCACCUCUACAUAUAGAGAUAGGUUUCAGACAUAAAGAAUUGGUUCAGCCCCUUAGUGCCUUAAGAUUAAUAUUGUGCAUCCUGCAGACCGAGGCUUUGUAGUGAUAUGAGCUAGCGGGACAUGCAUCAGUGGGCAAGAAGGUCUUUGAACUAGUUAUAACCUGUUUGUGGGAUGACCCAUAAUUAAAGGGGAAGUAUCAUUCAGUGCCAGUUAUCAUCUUUUGGUUUAAACAUAUUAGUCCCGGACUUACAAAUUCCCAAGCCAAAAUCACUUUUCCAUACACU